UUUUCCUUGAUAGAAGGGGUUUACAGGCUGAGCGAGAGGCGUGCACGAGUGCGCGUCACCGUGAACGCGCACGUGUUAAAAUCGGCGCGCCGCGCUCGAGGAUUCAGUUUGCUCUGGCAGAGGGACAUCAGGGAGUGGGAGAGGAGAGAGGCGGCAGUAAGGAGGAGACUUCAGUCGGAGAAGGAAGUCGUCCAGAGGAGCUCCGGUUCUGAGGUCCGCUGCACCUGCUCAGACAGAACCACCGUUCCUCCAAUGUCCGGCGGCAUCUGACUCUGAUGGAUUCUUCUCCAGCUUAAUGAUGGAUCACGCUCUCCUGACUCGGUCCAUCUGGUCCAGUGACGCUAAAUUCCUGCAGCAUCCAACGGAUCUGAACACCAGCGUGGUGGUGACGCGCUGCGUCCCCGCAGGAACGUGCUUUGGUCCGUGCGUGCUCCAGAACACUUUCUACGACACCAUCGCCUUCAUAGCCCAGAAAUGCAGCGACAAGACAGCGAAGUCUUACAUGUUCAGGGUCGACCCAGAGGCGAUGCGCAAUUCGACCCUGGUGCUCUCCUGGCUGCGGCUGGUGCAGGCAGCGCGCAACACAGAGGAGCAGAACACGGAGGCCUUUCUGAAAGCGGGUCAGGUGUAUGUGCGCGCAACCCGGGACAUCCAGCCAGAGGAAGAGCUGCUGGUGUGGUAUGACCAGGAACUCUCUCACCUGCUGGGCUUCACAGACAUGAUCAAAGGACUAAAUGGAGAACUUAAGUGCGGGAGAUGCAACCAGAUGUUUAAAAACCAGAAUCCCUUCGUGGCCCACUGCAGAUUUCUGUGCGCCCAGUUGAAGAGUAACACCUGGAGCCGUGAGGUCUAUGAGCAAAACCACGUGGAAACCAAGAAGCAUCACCGAGUGACAGAUUUCCACAACCUCGCCAGAGAUCUUGAGCAAAAAAUAUGCGGCGAGGAGGCGGAGGUUCCCCCCAGAAAGAGAAAAGGCGAAGAGGCUCCAGUCCCCAGAUGGCGGAAAACGGUUCUGUUAGAGAAAACGAACAUUUCAAACGAUGAAAAUGUCACACAAGUGGGUAAGAGUUGGGAGCAGGCGGCGGGCGCCUCCUCCUCUCCUGAGAAACUCAAGGCUGACAGGGUCAAAGCGGUUCGUGCGCAGCGGGGAAGCGCUGAUUCAGCUGAAGUUGGAGAAGUAAGCGAGUCUUUAACGCGCAACAAAGUGCUUGACACACGUUUGGAGACAGCGGAAGGAUCUGGCGCGCUUUCAAGCGGCAACAGCGCGUUUUCUCUGGUUCUGUCGAGCAGCCAAGGCGAGCAGAAAAGCGCCUUUUGCAAACCGAGUAAAAGGACGUCUCCCGUGGAUCAGCAGGUCCAUCUGAGCUGCGCUCCGACAGCCCCCUCUAGCCGCCUGGAUGAGAUCACCGACGCGUUCACCAACAGGACUAUUCUCGGUUACAACAAUCUGAUGGCAUCCAGCAUCCUGGGUGGCGACAUGCAGACUCUGGCCUCCCCGAUUCCAUUAGGCAACGCUUUCCAUUACGCACCGGAGCACUGGUCCAGAAACCUUGGCGCUCAGCUCCGGACCACAUCCGCCCUGACGGUCCUCCCGCCAACUUUCACCUCCUCAUUCGGCGUGUCGGUGCAGAACUGGUGCGCCAAAUGCAACCUGUCCUUCCGCAUGACCUCGGAUCUGGUGUUCCACAUGCGCUCUCACCACAAAAAGGAGUUCACGGCGGAGUCUCAGGUGAGGCGGAGGAGGGAGGAGAAACUCACCUGUCCGAUUUGCCACGAAUACUUCCGCGAGAGACACCACCUGUCGAGACACAUGACUUCUCACAACUAGAAUUUUUUUUUUAAUUUAAAUUGGAAGACUUUGGUCUGCAUAAUGAAUGUAGGUAAUUACACGCUUGUCCGUCACAGUUUGUCCACCAGAUGGCAGCAGAGGGGCGCGUCUGUAUUUUGUGUCCUGCAUGUUAAACAGAGUUUAACAGGUUAUUUUGUGCCUUAGUGGAGUCAGGAGGCUGGAAAGACUGUAAGAGAAACUGAUGAUUGUUGAAAAUGUCUCACUGCAGUUUUUUUAUUAUGUUUAUCAAUUUGUCGUUUUUUUGGGGAUUUUUACAUCAGGGGCGGAAUGAGUCUGCUUUCCCAUUCAUGUAAAAAUCCAACGUUACCUUGUCACAAAAGAGUGUCAAUAAUUCUAUAGUUCACUAAGCACCGAUUGAGACAAACCUUUAUGUAAUUAUUUAUGUCUGCAUUGCUUAAAGCAGUGCUUCUGAAACAUUUUGUAACAAUGACCACCUCGGUGAAGGCCCACAUCCAAACAUAUGGUCUUUCACUCAAGGCGGUAUGGACAAAGUUCUCUCUGGUCAGGAGAUUUCAUACCUUGCAAGAACUCAAGCGCAGAAGAACUCCAGAGAAGUCCUCGCAGCCAUCAUCAGUGGAGUAACCGUUCCAACUUCAAAUUUCUGACCAGUCACACAAUAGUUGUUAGACUGGACAUAAGAAAAAAAAAAAGGUUUUGAUUAGAUGGUGUGUCAAAAACAAGCUGCAUGAACGCCUGAACCAGGGUGUCAAGAACAGAAAGAUGUCACUUUGGUCUUGCGGCCCUGUUCCUCUGGGGUUUGUGCAUGCCUUGGAUACUUUUUCAAAUAACGCCAGACACAAAAGUGCAAAUAAUAAUCUUCUUUGCCUGAUGGCUGUGCUAACAGAGUCACUGCCAAUUCAACAAGUUUAAUCUUUUCUUUGUGUCUGUGCUCGGUUUGUUCAUCAGCACACCUCAGCACAUAUCCAGUUAUCUAUGAUUGCUUUUAGGCUCAGCUGAUAAACUGGAACCCCCUUUCUCAGUUUACACUUCCACUGUAUUGAAAAGCUGUUUGUGUUGGUGAUGUCCUUAACAGGAAGAGGGGCCCCAAAUCAAAUUCUGCUAAACGUGCCAUAAAACCUUGGGCCAGCCCUGCACAACAACCAGUUGUUCUUGGACCUCAGUUUCAGAACCAUGGGAGUGAAACCACAACUCUAAUAUACAAUGAAUGAAUGUUUUUGUGUACUCUGGCCGCUAUUAUUAUCUUCAUUUGGGUUUGUAAAAAUAUUGUUUAAAAAAAAAAGAACAAUUUUACCUGCACACUAAAUUUGGUUAUUGAGGCAAACUAGUGCAUAGGCUACUAAAUAAGAUCAAUUCUGAAUUAAGCAUUUUAAAAUUUGUUCUAAAAAAAGAGUAUAUCUUAAUAUAAGUUAUUAGAUGGAUACAUGUCAUUCUGUGCGUCAACUGAGGUUUUCAGCGUUUUACCCUUUUGUCAUUUUUUUUUGUUAGAAAUUAAUUUAUUACAGAAACCUCGACCUUUUCCAUAUAUUCCACCCUUUUCUCUGGUAUUCUUACGUUCAGUCUGAACUGUUUCAGAAGAAUCUGUUGACAUGUUUUAUGUGAUAAAAUAUUUUUUAAGAAAAAA
This is a messenger RNA of Fundulus heteroclitus (mummichog), 3431 nucleotides long. RefSeq names its product PR domain containing 8 (gene znf488). Gene Ontology annotation, cellular component: nucleus. The coding region runs from base 296 to 1828 and encodes 510 amino acids. NCBI's taxonomy places the organism in Eukaryota, Metazoa, Chordata, Actinopteri, Cyprinodontiformes, Fundulidae. Gene Ontology annotation, molecular function: protein binding. Gene Ontology annotation, biological process: regulation of DNA-templated transcription. The transcript is spliced from 4 exons. The record is from RefSeq and is a predicted model, not a curated record.